Messenger RNA from Hipposideros armiger (great roundleaf bat), 3136 nucleotides. RefSeq names its product small integral membrane protein 19 (gene SMIM19). Bases 973 to 1296 code for a protein of 107 amino acids. The transcript is spliced from 4 exons. Lineage: Eukaryota; Metazoa; Chordata; Mammalia; Chiroptera; Hipposideridae. The record is from RefSeq and is a predicted model, not a curated record.
UAUUGCCAGCACCCUUAUUUUACAAAAGCGGAAACAGAAGUAGUAACGUACAUAUUCCACAUUUGGACACAUUCAAAUCAAAGUUAUGUAUUCAAAUAUUUUUGGGUAACCUAUGCUUAUGCAAAAUGUUAUCCUGGAAUAUUACAUGAGAUUAAAGCAUGUAGACCAUUUGGCACAAGCCUGGCAAACAACCAGUACUCAACAUUGUCCUUUAAUAUUGUUCCUAAUUUUCCACCUUUAUAGUCAAAGUAAAUUACUAUAAAAUUAUAUAUAUUAUGUAUAUAUAAGCUAACAAGUAUUAAUACUAUAAGUAAAGCCAGUGUAUUACUGUACCAACUCAUGCUCUUCAUCUAGACAAAGGGGAAUUUAAUUGUAAUAGAAUGAUCCACAAAGAAGCAGAGUGUUAAGUAGCUCCUAUCUCUGCUUAUUAAUUAAGAAUACAACCUCUACAUAGUCUAGCAUGAAUUAUAAUUACCAGUCAGCUGAUCCUAGAGAACUAGCUCAAAACGAAUAGUUAAGUACACCUCAAGCACGUGCACAAAUGGCCAUUUAUUUGGAAGGCUGCACCAACCACUCAAAUCUUAUUACUUCAAUACCGGUGCUGAAACUCAUUACUUGUCUCAUGCUGGAAAACACAUGUUUCAAGUCCCUACACAAAAAUUUUUUAAAUAUUCAAGUCAUUUAAACUGACAAUAUUACAGCAUCCACGACACAUCCAGUUUUUUAAAAAAACUUCAAUAGUCGCAGCCAACGCAUCAUUUAUUGUGAGAGGGAAAGACCGUUUUGGAGAGCAUAUGCUUUCUUAAGUAAAUAUUAAAAGUAACCCUCGCCCUCAUUACGAAAAAUGAGAAUCUUUGUGUUUCCCAGCUUAACCUCGAUUGGUGGGACAACGCACAGUCCCCCCCUCCCACGCUGAGUCACGCCUGAGGCGCACCGAAGCGGGGCGGGAAGAGGCACGGAACUCCCGGCCCCAUGCCUGAGGGUUACGGAGUGAUGGGUGAUGAUGGCUCUAUCGAUUACAGCGUGCAUGAAGCCUGGAAUGAAGCCACCAACGUUUACUUGGUAGUAAUUCUCGUUAGCUUUGGUCUCUUCAUGUAUGCCAAAAGGAAUAAAAGGAAAAUUAUGAGAAUAUUCAGUGUGCCGCCUACAGCAGAAACUUUGUCAGAGCCCAACUUUUAUGACACAAUAAGCAAAAUUCGUUUAAGACAGCAACUGGAAAUGUAUUCCAUUUCAAGGAAGUAUGACUAUCAGCAGCCACAAAACCAAGCUGACAGUGUACAGCUCUCGUUGGAAUGAAAUCUCAGACAAUGAGCAACACAAGUAAUUGUUAAACAGCACAGUAGCAAGCUCCUAAUUCUACUAAAUCAUGAACAGCAUUUUUUUAAACUUCUGUCUCCAUAAAAUCAUUUUACUUGUGACUUUUUCCCAAUUUUUUGUGUUUUGUAUUGCUUUUCUAAAUUGCGUCUCCAAGUCGGUUGUUACACAAAUAAAAAAUGGCCAGAAGGCCUGAAAACAGUCUGCACAUACCUAGGAAGACAGACUAUAACCAGAAUGGUGAUUUUAUGUUGUGAAGACCUUCGAUUUUUUUCAGGAUACAAUCAGUCAGAAAUGAAAACCCAUCUUGGAUGCAAGAAUCCAAAGCUUAUGCCACUAUGAUUUGAACAUUUUUGCAAAAUUAAAAAAUGAAAAUCCAGUCAUUGGAAUAAUUUUGUCUCAGACUGUAUUCUGUGAUGGAAAAUGGGCUAAUUUGUGUUCUUACUGUUGUUGUUACCACCCUUUAAUUGAGUUAACUAUUUGCUUCUUCAGAACUUGCACAGUAGACCAUCUUUUCUGCGUCAAGAAGCACACCCAUCUGCUAAUUGUGGAAGCUUUCUGUGACUGGAAUUUUUUCCCCUUUAAUUGUGUUCCUACGAAUUGGUUUGCUUUUUAUUUUUAUUUUUUUAAUCCCAUAGUUUUAUUUCUACCACAAGGGUCUUUAGGCCAUAUUGGGGCCAUGCUGCUGAAUAAAUGGGCACCUGUAUAUUGGAAUUAGCAACUUGGUUUACAGUCAUGGGACUAUUGAUGUUUAAUGUAACUGUCUGGUUUCUUACGCUUUUUUAGCAUAAGCUUCCCUGAAGACUCUCAUAUCUUGUACCAUUUCAUACUGUACAUUGAAAUGCUUUUACCUAACUUUUAAUAUUUAUUUAGAUAAAAGCUGGUUGGAGGUAGUGGCAAGGAAGUUUAACUGUCCAUGUAAAUGGCCAAGAAUUAGUUUUUGAAUCAGAGCUAUUCUUAAUUUUAAGAGUUAGAGUUAAUAUUUCAGCAUUACUUUCUUUUCCCUUUAUAAUUGUGAAAUAAAAGAAUAUAAAUUUAAAUGAAAAGGUUUAGACCAAAUAAAAUCAUUCAGGGAAACUGCAUUUACUUUUAAAAUUUAUAUCACACUCAAAAAUGUAUAUGUUGUAUAAGGUGAAUUGUUGACCAAAUGGAAUAAUUCUUUGUUAACUCACAAAUGAGUGAAUGCGCCACCUAUACAUAGAAUGAAAAACCAUGUAUAAUUCAAAGGAUUGUAAACAGUUAUACUCACAGACUGGGGGGAGCAGAGUGGCAAGGAGACAAUCUACUUAAACUUUGCUUUGCUCUUAGGAGAACCACUGUAUAUUUCCAUGAGCAGAGAAUGUAAUCAGGACCAGGAACAGUUUACUUGCUGUCACUGACUUGUGGCACAAUCUGGACAAAUUACAAAACCUGGCUAACUCAGAUGACUUGUAAAAAUAGUGUACAUAAAUAAAUAAAAAUUACUGUGAUUGGUUUUAUUUGCAUCCAUUAGAUAGAGGCAGUCAUAACUGAAAACUGGUAGAUCAUUUGGUGAGCAUCAAACCUUGCCAAAUAAGAGAGAAAAAUGAAUUCCUCUUUUUUGUCUAAAGCUAACUGAUGGGAAUCACUCACCCCCACUGGCAGGAACAACAGAGAGCCUGCCUUUGAAGUUUCUUCUCUGCUUCAACAGCUGAGCUGGAAAAGGGGUGGAAGGGUGCACACUUCAAAGCGGCACCAGCUGAUUGUUCUGCCUCUGCCCCCCAAAUCCACCAAGGAUUCAAUGAAAUUAUUUUCUUUGGAAGAAAAAUGGAAUGACUAAUAAACUGGUAACUAACACGUUCUC